AGCAGAGCCGAAUUGCCUGGCAUGUGGCGGGGGCCCGCAACUAGGGCUUGGGGUGCCUGCUUGGAGCACUUCGGGCAGGUCUCUCCCAAAUACUGCAACAGGAAGGGAAUAGUGACGGUGUCAGCUAACCCUGCAACUGGCUUGGCUGAUCAGCCCGCGAGGAUAGCGGUUUGGGGGCUAGCACCUUCGCAGGAAGUAACCCUCCGAGCGCUGGUGGUGGAUGGCCAUGGCAGGCUGUUUGACUCCUGCGCCCACUAUCAAGCGGAUACUCAAGGAAAGGUAGAUUUGUCCAAAGAUUCGUCUCAGGGAGGAGACUACAUUGGAGUGGAGCCCAUGGGGCUAUUUUGGAGCCUCUCCCCUGCUGCGAUGGAGAAACCUUACCACAGGCUGGAGCCCGGGCAGGUGAAAACUCCCCUGAAAGUGGACGUAUCUGUGCACCAGGGUUACAGCGCGCCUGCCGCCUUGCCUGGCCGCGUACUUGCCAGAGCCAGCAUGGAAAGGUGGUUCAUUCUUGCUGAAGUGCGAAGAAUUAGACUGAAGGAAGGCGUAGUAAGAGGAAGUUUAUUCCUUCCCCCAGGGGACGGCCCCUUUCCAGGGGUGAUAGAUAUGUUUGGUGAUGAAGGUGGGUUAGUUGAAUUUCGAUCAAGCCUCCUGGCUACCCAUGGCUUUGCUGCUCUUUCCCUGCCAUAUUUCAAUUUUGAGGAUCUCCCUCAGGUCAUGGGGGAUUUUCAGCUUGAGUACUUUCAAGAGGCAGCUAGGUUUUUGCUACACCACCCAAAGGUUAAAGGGCCAGGAGUUGGUGUUGUUGGAACAGGAAAAGGAGCAGAAUUGGCAUGUUCCAUGAUGACCUUCCUGCCAGAAGUAGUGGCUGCUGUCUGCAUUUCUGGCUGCAGUUCCAUCACAAUGAGUACCCUCCAUUAUGGCAAGCUGACUCUACCUGGACUCUGCUUUAAUAUGAGUAAAAUCAAAAUUUCCGAGGAUGGUGUGUUUGAUAUUUAUGAGGCCUUGGAUGAUCCAAAGGACCCAGCUAAUUCAACCUGCCGCAUCCCUAUAGAAAAAGCAGAAGGCAACUUCCUUUUUGUGGUAGGGGAGGAUGACCGCAACUGGAAGAGCUCUUUGUAUGCAGACAUAGCCAUUGAGUGCCUACGCAAUCAUGGAAAGGACAACUUUACCCUCUUGAGCUAUCCAGGAGCUGGUCAUCAAAUUAACCCAGCCUUUUCUCCAGUUUGCCCUAUAGCUUUGGACCGUGUUCUAGGAGUACCUAUUCUGGCUGGUGGAGACAACAGAGCUCAUGCAUAUGCUCAAGAACACUCCUGGGGGAAGAUUCUGGAGUUUCUGCACUUUCACUUGAGAUGAGAUAUUUCAAAUACUUUAAUACUGAGAGGAGAGAAAGAUGCCAAAGAGCAAAAUGAAUCUCAAGGAUUGACUUGGAAGGAAGGACAGGAAGAGCUGAAAUAUGUCACAUGUGCAUUGUUUGGCAGUUUGGAUGAGAAGAUAAGAUGAGACUGUUUUCAAGAUGAGACUUGUUUACAGAAAAGUAAUCUAAAAUACUGAGAUGAAGAACUGCAUUGAUGGAUAAGCACAAGUACUGUGUGAGUGUAUGUUUCCAAGAACAGAUGUUUGUAGAAUAUAUAGAAUAGUGGGCCUUGUUUAUGUUAACAUUUACAUUUUGGUCAGCUUGUGAAAAAUUAAAAUUGCAUCACUGCUGCAGACCAUCACCACAAAAUGGUUAGACCACUGUGUGUCUCUUCAGCAUCUAGCUGUAGGCCUCUGUCUUCUACAAAUCUGGAAUAUGAUUCUCUUUGCCAGUGUAAAAUCAUGAUUGCCAUCAGCAAACACAGCCUGUUUUAGCACUUGAAGAAAGAACAGAUGGUUUAUAAACCACAGAGAUUAAAGGCACACACAACUUGUACUCCCUACUUUAAAUCGAAAGCUGUGAUUCCCUGUGGACAUAGAGUGGGACUAUUCUGUUCUUGACAUUUUUUUAGUGAAAGACUUACAUACAUUGGAAAUCUUUACAGCAAACAAUUUAAGAACAAAAGUUCCAGUAUAGUCUGCAGUGGGAUUUUGCAUCUUUGUUGUAAAAAUGUUUUUAAUCCCACCUAGUUCAGU
Molecule: messenger RNA, 2112 nt
Organism: Heteronotia binoei (common prickly gecko)
Lineage: Eukaryota; Metazoa; Chordata; Lepidosauria; Squamata; Gekkonidae
Product: acyl-coenzyme A thioesterase 1-like
Exons: 3
Coding region: 22-1356 (444 amino acids)
Biological process (GO): acyl-CoA metabolic process; fatty acid metabolic process
Molecular function (GO): fatty acyl-CoA hydrolase activity
Source: RefSeq, a predicted model, not a curated record